AUGCCCGGCGCAAGCGUGGCCGCUCUGCCCCCAGCGGCAGCCUCAACAACUGCGCCCAGGAAAACUUCACUCGCGCCAGAGCGGAAGUACAAAUGCCAGUUCUGUAACAGAGCAUUCAGCAGGAGUGAACACCGCAGCAGGCAUGAGCGAUCACACACCAAGGAACGACCUUUCAACGACGGCAAGCGCCGCGCCGGACCCAAGACCAGAGCGAUUGCCACACCUUCCAAGCCAUCCAUCGCGAUCGACACGGCCACGAUUGAGCAACAACAAAUGGAAGCCUCGGGCGACGCCAUCUUCGACGUCGAGGCCGCCGCCAUGCUCGUUGCUGAUCUCUCCCGCGCGGGUUCCUACGAGGGCAACAGCUCUAUGGACUACACCACCCAGGCCAUGGAGCAGACCGUAACCUAUCCCUCAGGCGCCAUCGCUAUUCCUCAAGUCCAGCAGGUUCCUUGGGACAAGUUCAUGCCCCAGUCCGUCUCCGAGACCAAGGCGCACUCCAUCACCUCGAGCGCCUCGGGCUCGUUUGAUUCGCAACAGUCAUUCAACAGCACCAGCACCGCCCAACCCCACGCUAGCCAGCUCCUCUCCAUCAGUGGUCAAAAUUGCAAUGGUCUUGUUCCUGCCCUCCAGUCCAUGAUCAACUCUCUGCCCCGUUCCGGAGCCAACACUCCCGUGCCCCAAUCCCCCAGUGUGCUCUCCAACGCCAACGCCGGAUUCAGGGCCCCGCAGGUCAACAGUGACGAUGAACGCAACAUCAUCCUGGACAACAUUCGAUCUCACGAUACGGAACGGGCCAUCCCCGAAGUCCUCAGCAUCGGCGCUCUCUAUGCCUUUGACCAGGAUCAGGCUUAUCUGCUUCACAUUGGGUCCAAGAUUCUCGUGAACCAGUUCCUCCAGCAUAAGGAAAACUUCAGUUCGCGCAAGGUGCCCCUCUGGACCAUGCAGAGCUCUCUUCUCAACAUGAUCUUCUCGAGCUGGAGCGGUGAUCCCAAGGGAUUGGAGUGGGCUUGCUCAAUCAAGAGUCUGCUUGCCAAUAUGGUAGCCGGGAACCGGUAUGAGUUGAAGCUCCGCCAAGAGGCCCGCGUCGGCCGACAGCCCACGCGUGCUGAGUGGGUCGAGGACGAGGAUGCCGCCGGACGUAUUACGCCCGAGGCCCUCUGGAACCUCAAGGUCACCGACGAGGCUGCCUGGAAGGAGCAACUCUCCGCGGCUCCCGUGGCGACUUUCCUCGAUGCACAUGACACGCUGUUCCAGGGUGAGAGGAUUACCUACAGCGCCUUCGCGACCCGCGUCAUGAUCAACGCUCUCUUCCUCGAGGUGUGGUAUCACAAGCGUAGUCCGGAAGCUCUGCAGGAUGUCGUCACCGAGUACAAGCUCCGUCUUGCCCUCGAGACCUGGGAAAAGUCGCUCGACCUGUGUGAGCCUGAGGACGUUGUUGACCUCAAGACGGUCCAGGAAGCCCUCCGGUACCACGACUCGUACGAGGUGGCGGCCGCCAUGUCCCAUGCCAGGGAUCGCGUCAAGCGUUCCAACGAGAUGUUGAAGGUUAUUGAAGAAUGCUACAAUUGCAUUGAGACUGCUGUUAUGCAAGGUGUGCGCUGGGUUGCACGCACCUCGCCUACCAACUGGAGUGUCGAGCACCCGCUAUGCGGCAUGGAUCUGAUGAUCAUCCUCUCGCUCUGGCUCUACCGUCUGGAACAUGACGAUGAGCCUGCCACGCCCGAGGAACUUGCCAUGUACAACAAGAUCCGUCAGCUCUUUGAGAGGGAGCUUGACGAUCCUGCUCACGCCUCCCAGCUCAGCUCUGUCGUUGCCAAGCUUUGGGGAUCCAUGUUGGAUGAAGUGGUCGUCUGGGGCAUCACCCGUCUCAUUGGCGAGUCUUUCCGACAUCACUCACAGGCCCUAGUCGGCUAUGUUGAUGAUAUUGAAGCAUCCUCGAACGCGUCCACGCCCUCGAUGAUCUCGCAGGGUGCCGACGAGGAUAGCGUGUAUUAG
Messenger RNA from Parascedosporium putredinis, 1998 nucleotides. The record is from the annotation of a GenBank genome assembly. NCBI's taxonomy places the organism in Eukaryota, Fungi, Ascomycota, Sordariomycetes, Microascales, Microascaceae.